AGGAGAGCGCCUGGUAGAAUGUGACGUCACCAGUAGCACUUCUUUCCUACUUGUUGGGAAAACGCGAGCUGCGCUGCCUGGCGCAGAGUGGACAGCGCGGAGGAAGAAUAUCCUACACGAUCUCGUGAUGUGCAAAGAGACAGAUGAAAGACAUCGACCACCUUAGACUCGUGGAGAGAUCUGCGAAAGCGAGAGCGCAGCCUUAUAAAGUAAAACACUUAUCCCCGGAGGCUCAGCUGUCACACUAUGGAGAACAUCAGCAGCCCCUUCAUCCCAAACCCAACAUGCAACUACAGCAUGGACUUAUACUAUCACAACUCUCUCAACCGGAGUGAUCUGAACUGCACGCCGCCGGCUGACUACUUCUUUUACGCAGACCUGUAUGUGGUUCUCCCAGUCAUUUACUCCGUGAUAUGUGCCGUAGGUCUGACUGGGAACACGGCGGUCAUAUAUGUAAUCCUCAAAGCUCCCAAAAUGAAAACGGUGACCAAUAUGUUCAUCCUGAACUUGGCGAUCGCCGAUGACCUCUUUACUUUAGUGCUACCCAUCAACAUAGCGGAGCAUCUGUUACACUACUGGCCGUUCGGCGAGGUGCUUUGCAAAAUUAUUUUAAGCAUCGACCACUACAACAUCUUCUCGAGCAUCUACUUUCUGACGGUUAUGAGUGUGGACCGCUACCUGGUGGUGCUGUCGACCGUGCGCUCCAAGCGCAUGCCGUACCGCACUUACCGGGCAGCCAAGAUAGUGAGUCUGUGCGUGUGGCUGCUUGUGAUCCUCAUCGUCAUGCCGUUCACCGUGUUCGCGGGAGUUUACAUCAGUCCCGACGACAUGAGGAAAAGCUGCGUGCUGAGUUUCCCCACUCCUGAAAGUUUAUGGUUCAAAGCGAGCCGGAUUUACACCCUCAUACUGGGCUUUGCCAUCCCGGUGUCUACAAUUUGCAUUCUUUACACCAUGAUGUUAUACAAAUUAAGAAACAUGCGUUUGAACACCAACGCCAAAGCGCUGGACAAAGCCAAGAAGAAGGUAACUAUCAUGGUGUUUAUCGUACUGGCCGUGUGCCUGUUCUGCUGGACGCCCUUUCACCUCAGCACCAUCGUAGCGCUGACCACAGACCUGCGGACCACACCGCUUCUCAUCGGCAUCUCGUACUUCAUUACCAGCCUGAGCUACGCCAACUCCUGUCUGAACCCGUUCCUUUACGCCUUCCUGGACGACAGCUUCAGAAAAGCCUUCAAGAAGAUGUUAGAAUGUAGACCUGCUUGAAUGUAAAGCACUUUGAAGUGACGAAUAACACAGAGCGCCAUUCAGAAGUGAAUUGCACUGGAAUUCCAGGAUUUGAACUGAGGUAGCAAACAGGAUGCAAUUAUAGCGUUUAGCAAUUGGAAUUUGAAUUUGAUUAGAUAAAAUACAUAUGACUGCAAUAAGCCUGGUUUUUAAUUGGGAAAGCCAAGUAAUGACGAAUUCUAAUUGCUUGACAAAGCCUUGCUUGGCAGUUUAAAAAUAUUAAUAUUUUAGUAUAUAUUAAAUAUAUAUUUUAUUAAAAUAUCAAAUAUAACUUAAAUAUUAUUUAAUAAACAAUAUUAAUCAUAUUUAAAUUAUUCAACUAUUAAUCAUCAUUUUAAAAUGAUGAAUUUUCCCAUACAACUAUGAUCAUAACAGUGUCUCAAAAUGCACUGAGCAGCCCAUGCAGACGUUUCAUAAUUAAAAUGUCAUUCCAAUUCAAAUUCCAAUUCAAUAUCCUUCAGUUUGUUGCCAAACAAAUUAAAAUGCACACUCAAUUUUCUAUUUUAUGCCUAACCUUGAUUAAAAUACAGUUUUGAUCACUCUGUGACUCCCAUAUCCCUGUGUGUAUUCAUAAUAAUAAAGGAAAACAUUUUCCGGACACUAAAUUCUAAUGUGAGAGUUUGUCUCCCUCUUGUGCUCUCUGUGAUCAAACAAUGAAGCUGAAAUAUUUUGAAAUGUGCUUGAACACUGACAGCGGUGCCCUGGAAACUUUUUAGGAAUUACAAAAUGUGAUAUCACUGCUGACGUAUAGGAUGACAUCAUGUGUUUCUCAAACAGCAGGGAUUCACGUGUAUAUAUUUGUAUAGACCUGUUUUUGUCACAUGAAACGUCAUCAUUUCCUGUCCAGAAACAUUUGAUCUUAAUAGCAAACUUGAGACAGCUGUUUAAACGUGCAUUCCAUUUCCUUUAAAUGAAUGAAUAUAAAUGUAAAACAUUUUGUUUGUGUAUAUACAGAGACGUUGGUCGUGCAUAUCAACGCAGUGAAGCAUACUAUGUUACAUGGCUUUUUAAUACAUGUUGUAAAUAAAAUGUAAUAAAUC
Messenger RNA from Labeo rohita (rohu), 2324 nucleotides. It is a transcript of the gene npbwr2b, whose product is annotated as neuropeptides B/W receptor 2b. Gene Ontology annotation, biological process: neuropeptide signaling pathway. Gene Ontology annotation, molecular function: neuropeptide receptor activity; neuropeptide binding. Lineage: Eukaryota; Metazoa; Chordata; Actinopteri; Cypriniformes; Cyprinidae. Gene Ontology annotation, cellular component: neuron projection; membrane. The record is from RefSeq and is a predicted model, not a curated record.